AUGAGAGUGGACAGAACUGCUACACUGGUGGCAGACAACAGGAUUCCUGCUAGCAACACCACCAACAACACUGUUUUUGGAGAAUCUGGACUACUCAUGUCAGUCACCCUGCAGCUGGCUUUUAGCCUAGCUGUUGUGGGCCUGAGCACAGGGCAAGAGUGGAAUAUACAGAAUUCCUACCCAAGGAACCCUAUUUAUUCCAGUGGGCGCCAAAAUGGGUGUUUGAAUGCUGUGGGACCCCAAAACCUGUGCAUAAGCAAAGCAGAUGUUGAUGCUGCCUUUGACCAGGCUUUGAAAAAGCUGGAACUCACAAUUCCUAAUCAUGAGCUGAAAAGAGUGGAGGAUAUUUGUAUUUUGUCAAGAGCAGUUUUCUAUGCUGGAGUCAUUUUGAAGGAGAAGAAGCAUAAAAGUAUUGCACAAAUUGAUCCAUUGACUGGUGCUUUGAAUAGAGAUCCUCAAGUGAUAGACUGUGCCAAAUUCCAAAAAUUCAGACACCCACAAGGAUUCUGCACCAACAGCCAGGAAUAUGUCACUUGGGGAGCAGCUUUGCAGCCAAUUCCCAGAGAAACACCUGCUUACUACAGUGGAACAAUUGGAGAGACUCCAAGGCUUACAGGGUUCUUGGGAGCACCUUUGCCUAAUGCAAGACACAUUUCUGUGAAAAUCUUCAGGGAGAAUCCAUUCAUUCAUGACUGCUACCUGAGUGUCUUCUACUUGGGAUGGGGGCAAUAUUUUGCUCAUGACAUCAAUGAAGCAAACUUCUUCUCAGAUACCCCUAUAAACUGCUGUACAUCUGGAGCACUUCAGAGGGACCCAGAUUGUUACCCCAUAGAAGUUCUGUCAAGAGACAGAGAACCAGAGAUGGACACAGACUGUCUGGACUUUCACAGAACAUGUCCAGCUCUGAUGCCAGGCUGCAGGAUGGGGGUUCGCCAGCAAAACAAUGCUGCCACACCCAUACCUGACCAGAGUACCACUUAUGGCAGCACUUUGGCAUCAUAUAGACAAGUCAGGCUGAAUUCUCCUGACAAGUGCUUCCUCACACCUUUCUCUGACCAGGCUGCCAAUGCUGACAGAGAGGACUGCAUCACAGCAACUGGGACUUCUCCAUCACAAUGUUUUGUUACUGGUGACAAUGGGAGGAUGUUCACUGAGCCAGUACUGUUUUCUGUUCACGUUAUGUACAAUUGGUUGCACAACAUAAUUGCCAAAAAACUGAGAUACAUGAACCCACACUGGGACUGUGAGUUGGUGUUUCAAACUGCAAGGCAGCAACGUGUGACUGAGGUCACUUCAGGCUGCAGUCAGUUGCAGCAGCAGCAAGGAUUCAGAGAGGAUUUUGAUAUCUACACAAACCCUGCAACCUCUCAAACCUUGGGACAAGUGGGAUUCCGUUAUGGCCAUUCAAAGCUUCAGGAAUUCACAGUGUUGAGAGAUGAACACUACAGAUUCCUUGCCAUUGAUGAAUACUGGCACUGGUUUGCCAGACCUGAGAGGCUGAAUGGAACUCAGAUGAUCAGCUGGCUUGUGCAUGGAUCUCUGACACAGUGUGUCAGAAAGACUGACAGAUUCAUCACCCAUCAGGUCUUGUCCAAUCUUAGGCAAGUCCUGGAGCAUCAGAACCAGAAUGUUUUGAAAGACAAAGUGGGACAUGACCUGGGAGCUAAGAAUAAUCACAGGGGCAGGGACCAUGGACUGGCACCUUACAUCAUAUACAAGUGGAAAUUUUGCAAGGGCAGAAGAGUUGUUGAAUGGGAAGAUCUCUUGGAUGUUAUGUCAUUCAAGACCAUCACAGUGCUCAGGAGUGUUUACAACCACCCAGUGGAUAUAGAUGCCUAUGUUGGAAUGCUAUCAGAAGAGCUGUUGCCAGGGGCAGAAAUAGGCUUCACUGCCGCCUGCUUCCUUGCCAAACAAUUCAGGAGGUACAUCAUAGGUGACCACAAAUGGUAUGAGAACAACAGACUGGCUUUCAAUGAAGAGCAAAUGGAAAGCAUCAAGGAAUCCACUUUAGCUGGAACAAUGUGCAGAGUUUUCAGAAUGAAUUCCAUUCAAGUGAGGCCCUUCUUGAUGCCACACCAGCAAACAAACCCCAGAUUACCCUGUAAUGGAUUCCCUUUCAUCAACUUGGACCCCUGGAAGGACCCAGAUGGUCCUCAGUACAAUAACAGAUUCCCAGGAUAUGGCCAAAACAACUAUGGUCCUCUUGAAGACAAUUACCACCAGGCUGGCAGGCUUCGUUACAAGCCUCCUGCAAAUGCACCAGUUCAUGUCCCUGCGGCACCAGAAAAACCAAAAGACCCAAAACCAGAAGAACCCGAAGAACCUGAAGAUCCAGAACCAGUAGAACCCCAAGACCCAAAGCCAGCAGAUCCACCGCCUGCAACCCCAAGCUUCUGGUCCAUUUGGGGUCUACAACCAGCAGCAAAGCCAUCUGAAGCCGACAUCUGGCUGGACAACUUGUGUGUCUCUGUGGUUGGACAAGACAUCAGUGCUCCAUUUCCUGCCAACUCUGCAAAAUUUAAUGCCAGGAAAGAUUCUGCCAUUCCAGAAAGUGCUGAGAUAGAGGAGAGUGAGUCCUGCUCUUUCCUUUCAGAGCUGAGACCACGAAAAGUGGAGCAGAGAAUGAAGAUGUGGUUGGGGGCUCUGCUCUUGUCCUGCUGCCACCUGGCGGCAGGCAACAUCAUGCCCAACAUGAAGGUGAUGAAGAUGGAAGCACCAGUGGCAAUAAUGGCCAUGCCAGCAGCUCCAUCUGGCUACAUCCAGCAGAACUACUCACCUCCCUCUUACACCUCUUACAAUGAUGGUUUCAUAAUGAAGCCAAAGGAACCCUACCCACCUGACACCAUUCACCCAACUUCUGCUCUUGUGGUCAAAUAUCCUCCAAAUUUGUGUCUCAUGCCUUUGCCUGCUUCCUACAAUGGUCCCUACAAAGGACAGUGCAUCACUGUCAAAGAUGUAGAUGACGCUCUUGACUUUGCCAUCAAACUCAUUGGGAUGGAUAUUAAAGACAAGCCAGUAGCUGAAGUCAUUGGUGCCAUGGGUGAUGUUAUGUGGCAAGCCACUGUUUGGGUGGUGGACAAGUUCAAGUUGGACCCUAGAGUGGCAGCACAAAUCCUGCCCCACAUGGAUGUGAGCAAGACCAAGAUUUGGGAAAUAUGUCCCAUGUACUACAAACCAGAUCAUAUCAAGUGUACUAUGGUCAAGUACCCUAGGAUCACAGGGGACUGUAAUGAUGGCAAGGAUGAGGACAAAGCAUCAUCUGGGCGUUUGCUGAGGAGACUCUUGCCUAAUGGCUACAGUCUGGGCAAUCCAAGGGUCAGUGUCACAGGCUACCCACUCCCAAGUGCAAGAUUAGUGUCAAAUGUUGUUCAUUACAAUGUGCAUGCUAAUGAGAAAUUCUGGAACUGGUGGUUCAUAGUCUUUGGGCAGUACAUGGACCAUGAAAUUGUCCUCAGCAGUAACUUCCAUCAGAAUUACAAAGUUCCCAAUGGGCAUUAUGAAUGCUGCAGUUACAAGGGUCAUCAUGACUGUUACCCCAUCAGUGUGCCUCCAGAUGAUCCAUUCUAUGGGUCAUACAAGAGGAGCUGUUUGAAUUUUGUGAGAGCCAUGCCAGGUUUGUGGCCAUACUGUCUCCUGGGUUCCAGAGAACAGUGGAACAGUGCCACACCUGUGAUUGAUGCCAGUCCUGUGUAUGGGUCUGAGUUCAAGACAUAUGGUCAGAUCAGGGACAAGCAUGGGUACCUGUUGACCUACAACCCUUAUCCAGCUGAAUAUGGACUGAAGCCAUUGCCUCCACAGCAGAAAAGAAGACCUGACUACAACUGUGACAGGCUGAACAAGGAUACCUACUGCUUCAAAGCAGGGGAUGACAGAAACAGCCUGCAGACAUCUUUGGUUGUCAUGCACGUCAUAUUCCUGCGCAUGCACAAUGACUAUGUAGAACAACUCAAGUACUUGAACCCACACUGGAGUGCUGAAAGACUGUUCCAUGAAGCCAGGAGGAUUGUGAUUGCUGCUAAUCAGCACAUAUCUGUCAAUGAAUGGUUGCCAGCCAUGUUGGAUGGUUACUACUUGGAUCUCUACAAACUCAGGCCUGUCAAGCUUUACAGGUAUGACUAUGAACCAGACACAGAUCCUCAGGUGUCCAAUGAAUUUUCCACAGCAGCUUUUCGUUUUGCCCACUCACUGAUUCCAGAUGAGAUUUACUAUGCCAACAAGAAUCAUCAAGUUACAAAAGUGCAUGUGAUGAGUCAGGCUCAUGUGACUAUGAUUCAUACAGAGAAGGUUCUGUUCAGGGAGCUUCAGAACAGAGCUGAUGAGAUCUACGUCCCUGGAAAUGUGGACAGAAUGAUGCUGGGUGCUCUUCAUCAGCCACUUUACAGGAUGGACCCACACAUUACUGAUGAAGUAAGGAACUACCUCUUCAAAGGUUUUAACAACAUUGGAGAGGACUUGGCAUCCAAGAACAUUCAAAGAGGAAGAGAUCAUGGCAUCAGGGGGAGCAUUGAAGAUUUGGACUUGUGGUCUGCUGGGGUCUCAGAGUUUGCUUACAACAAAGGGCUGGUUGCUCAACUGAGAGAACUCAAGAAGAUUUCCUUGGCAAGACUCAUCUGUGACCAUGGGGACUACAUUGAGAGUGUGCAACGUUGGGCAAUGCAACUGCCUGAUUAUUCCAGCAACAAGAUCUACUCCUGCAAGAGCAAAGCCAUCCCAAGGAUCAACCUUUAUGCCUGGAAGGAAAAGAGCUAUGCUGGUUAUUCCAUCAAUUAUGUUGACACAUACUCCAAGGCCCCAGCAGCAGCUCAGAGUACAUACAGUCAACCUCAGUAUCCAGUCAGUUACAACCAAUACACCCCUGCUCCAGCUCCAGCCCCUGUCCCACUCACUUCUGGAGCUCAGUCUCCUCCCAAAAUGGGCUUCUUACACACUGUGAAGAUUAAAUUCAGACUGAAACAUUCUGUGAGAGAAAACUGGUUUUCAGUAGUGCUUUACUCAUUGAUUGCUGUGUUGGCUUGGCAUUUGUCUGGUACCCCAGAGGCCCGAAACCCAUUCCAGGAACUGACCAAAAUCACCCCAGAAAUGAUUGGACAACUGUACUCUUUUGACUGGGCAUUGGACAACUGGAAUGACAAUGGCUGGACAAGACUGCAAAUUUCUAGGAUCAUGCAAAGAUUUGAGGCCAAAAUGCUCAUGUAUGCUGCUGAAACCAAGAGCAGGCUUACCUUGGGUCCCACUGCAAUCAGAUUCUCCAAAGUGUCAGUAGUGCCUCCUGAGAUCUUGGAUAUGCUUGAAGAAAAAUUGCUGAAAAGAGCUCUCAAUGGAUCCUUUCUGCAUAAGAGCUACAAACACUUUUUCGAACCAGACAAAUACUUCAAACCUGAUGAUCCCGAUGUCAAGCGCAUGAUUCCGGAGGGGAAUUUAGAAGUGACAUCUAGGUGGAGAAGUGAAAGUGGAGGCCUGUUGUCCAGAAGAAUCAGAGAUCCAGGCAUUCUGACUGAAGCUGAUGAAAAAAUUUUGUCCUGGAAACAACACAGAGUUGAUCCAGUAGUAUCCAAGUACUUCAAAAAGGGAGAGAGGCUCCACCUGGUGGAAGUGGGUGGAAAGGACUUUAGCUCCUGCCUUUCAAAACUACCAGAGGCCAGCAACAGUGGGUGGAAAGGCCUGACUAUAGACAUGCAAAAGGAAUCCUUUGGACUAAAGUCAUUCCACAAACCAUUGCCAUUCUGUGUAUCUCCAACAAAUUCCACAAUAGUUCUCCUCAGGAAAUCCUGGGCUGAAACACAUGUGAGUGGAGGUAUGGGCUUGAAAAGCGAGGAGCAGGCAGAGAUGGGUGAACCAGAGUUUCAUCCCUUCACUUCAACUAUUUUGCCCUUGCCUGAGGCUGUGCAAUUGCUGAAAGAGGACAGACCUGAUUUGGUGGCCAAGGAUUCAUUUGUGUGUUUCCCACUCUACACUAUUCUACUGGCAGCUAACUUCACUGAGGUGGACUAUUUAUCCUUGAGUGUCAAUAAAAUUUCUCUGGACAUUGCUCACAAUUUUCAGUGGGACAAAAUACAGCCAAGGGUUGUAAGAAUGAUGCCAGGUGGAUUUCCAGAUAAUGAAACAGUUUCCUUGAUGGCACAGCAUGGAUAUGAGCUGGACAUGGAAUUCUCUGACUUCACUUCACACUCUGGAUUUGUGUAUUUUGGCAAAAUGGUUUGAAAGUUCAAGAAAUAGGUAUUUUCAGACUA
Molecule: messenger RNA, 6230 nt
Organism: Notodromas monacha
Lineage: Eukaryota; Metazoa; Arthropoda; Ostracoda; Podocopida; Cyprididae
Source: the annotation of a GenBank genome assembly